This is a messenger RNA of Gekko japonicus, 990 nucleotides long. Its product is annotated as zinc finger protein 792-like. Gene Ontology annotation, molecular function: DNA-binding transcription factor activity, RNA polymerase II-specific; RNA polymerase II cis-regulatory region sequence-specific DNA binding. Gene Ontology annotation, biological process: regulation of transcription by RNA polymerase II. NCBI's taxonomy places the organism in Eukaryota, Metazoa, Chordata, Lepidosauria, Squamata, Gekkonidae. The coding region runs from base 173 to 820 and encodes 215 amino acids. The transcript has 2 exons. The record is from RefSeq and is a predicted model, not a curated record.
GAAGCGAAGGGCGGGCCGCCCAGUUCCCCCGCCGGAGCGGAGGGCGCGGCCGGCUGCCUUGCUUUCCACGUCGAGGGGGUGUGUGUGUGUGUGUCUUCGGAGGGAUUUCCCACCAAGGGGUCGCUGGUCGCUUCGGUUCGCCUUUGACCCGGGCUUCUAUUUCCGGUGUAUCAUGGAUGCUGGACAGAUCUCUGCCAAGGUCCGGAAGAAGAUUACCCGGGCUCCAAAAUGGAAGUGUCCCCAGGUUUCCUCCAGGGACCCGGAUGUGCACCACUGCAACGUAUGCGGGAAGGACAUUAAGUACCUGGCAAGCUUCCGGGAGCACCAGCGCAUCCAUACGGGGGAGCGGCCGUACCAGUGCAAGCGAUGCUGCAAGACGUUCACCCGCUGUGCUGACCUCAUCAAGCACCGCCUGGUGCACUCAGCCACCAGACCAUACCGCUGCAAAGUCUGCGGGAAGCGCUUCAAGCUGCAAGCCGACCUGGACAAGCAUGGCAAGGUGCAUUCAGACGAUGCACCCUUCCCCUGCCACCUGUGCCCCAAGCGCUUUAAGCGGACUUCUUGCCUCGUGAAGCACCUGCGCAUCCACACACAUCCACACACAGGAGAAACCCUUUGCAUGCGCGCACUGCAACCGGCGCUUCAAGUGGGAGGCCUCGGUCAAGGAGCACGAGCGGGUCCACACGGGGGAGCGGCCCCACCAGUGCAGCCAGUGCUCCAAAACGUUCACUCAUCGCUCCACCUUCCUGCAGCACCAGCGCACCCAUCAGAAGUACCCAGCCUUCAGCUGCAAGCAUUGCUCCAAGGCCUUCAACCAUAAGUCGAACCUGCUGAAGCACGUGAGGGCCCUGCAUGGCUAGAAGAGGAGAGGCAGACCAAGCGGCUUGGCUCCGGGGGAGAGAAAAGGCCAUGGGGAGGGGAAGGGCUGGCUGCAGCUGCGCCACUGGCUGAAGCGCUGUGGAGAAACAGACGUGGUGGGAUAAAAAAACA